This is a messenger RNA of Eimeria mitis, 795 nucleotides long. Its product is annotated as SAG family member. The record is from RefSeq and is a predicted model, not a curated record. Lineage: Eukaryota; Apicomplexa; Conoidasida; Eucoccidiorida; Eimeriidae. The transcript is spliced from 4 exons. Bases 1 to 795 code for a protein of 264 amino acids.
AUGUCACCUCUCACGCUGGUCGCAGUCAUCAGUGCCUCGUUCCUCGCAUUCGCCACUGCGAAGGGCGCGGAGCCAGGAACAGGGCCAACGUAUUCCGUAUCCCUGGGUGGCGAUGGCGAAUGCCUCGCCGCGGUCAACGCUGCUCGCCAGGCAGUUGGGUUCAGCCAGCUGCUACAAGCAGGAGAAGGAGAUACAAAAAAACGGCUGCCUGGAGAGGUCACUUCUCAAAAGGAAUCAGAAGAUGGUUGGGCCUGGAAGCCGGUGUGCGAGUCCUUGAUUCCAACCAACGAGAAAUUAGGAGAUGCUGCAGGCUCUGGUGAGCAAGCUCAGUUCGAGAGCGGCACAUACGCGUACCACGUCGUUGAUAAUCCAGAUGCCGUCGACUGCACAGCCAUUGUAAACAAGUGGAAAGGUGCCUACAGCAACUUUGAUGGAUUGCCUCCACCUAACAAAACGGAUGAGGCGCUGUAUCAAAAACAGGAGAACGUCUCGUUCGUGGCCCUUUACAACCCUUCAGAGAACGCUACUGCAGAUUGCCGUGUCGUCACUUGCACUAAGACGACUCCUGCAACUGCAAGUUUCACAGCAACAAGAAACACCGGAGAUAAAACGGAAACGGGCUCCGCUUUGAUCUGCAUGACCGUGCCUGAUGUGCUUCCCAAGGAAGGAGGCAAGGCCCCUUUCACGGAGGAGCAAUGGGGACAGAUCGUGACCGCCCUCGAAGGCUCUGCCUCCGCCGUUGUGCCCGGCGUUGUCAGUCUUGCAUUGGGGAUCCUUGGCCUCAGCAUGCUGUGA